AUGGAAGCCAGACUUCUACAACUAGCACAAGAUUUCCAAGAUGCCACGGAACUAAGAAUAGCAGCGUCUACUCAUCGUGUUAUUAGGGAAAAUAUUGCUAUUAAUAAUGAACUGGAUAAUAUUUUAUCUACCCAGUCAAAAUUAGCAGAACAAAAUGAUAAAUAUAAAGAAAGUGAAAGAUCGGCUCGUAUUAAGAUGGAACUAGCUGAAGAAGAAAGAGACAAAGCCAUUAAUAAAAGCAUUGUUCAGCAAAAAGUUAUCGAUCAGCUUACUUUAGCUUUCCAAAAUAUAAACAAGGAGAAGGCGUUAUUUGAAAAGAGGAACUAUGAUUUUGAGGCACUGCAGGCAAAAGUUCAAAAAUUAACAAAAGAAAAUGAAAAUCUUUCUUUACAAGUCAGAAUCCUAGAACAAAAUCUUCAUGCAAAAUUGACUGAUCAAAACAAGUCGGUUGUUGAGUCUUCAAAAAUUUCCAAAGAAAAUGCUAAAUUAAAGCAAAUUUUAAAAGAAGCUGCGACUGCAGUUCUAGCGGCUUUGAAAUUAGAUCAAUGGUCUACCGUGGAUCCAACUCGCGAUGUAGUGGAUAGACAGGUUUUGCUUUCACGCUUACUUAUGAUUAUUACCCAAUAUCGUGACAUACAACAAGCGGGAUCAAUGGAGACCCUGGCGUCAUUCGAAAAAAUUUAUGAGGGUGGAGAUCUUGGAUUCAUUCCAAAACCGAGUUCGAAAAAGUCGAUCGGUUCUACAGUGAUUCUCGCGUCAUCCAAAGACUCAUUUCAUGAGGAAAAAGAAAGCUUAACCUCAAAGGAAAUUUCCAUACCUUCGAUAGGUAGUAUUAAAACGAUUCCUAGUAUGAAGCUGGUGCCUCCUUCUUCAGAACCUGAAAUGCCAAUUAAAGAAAGUAUUCAGUCAUUCGUAACUUCAUCUCAGUCGACUGAAGGUUCUGUACUUACCGAAUCAGAAGAGAGUGAGACGGAUACAAUUGAUAUCGAAAAACAGCUAGAAAUAAGUAAAUUAGAAAUUCAGAAAUCGAUUAUGAAAGACUUAGCAUAUUCGCAAAUGGCUUUACAAUCACAAUCUAGAUUUUCCGAAGAGCGGGAAAAGGGAUUAAUUUCAAAGUCAGUUAUAUUUGAGAGCACUGAAAAUGAAAAGAAAAAAGAAGAUGACGUAGAGGAGUCUCGUGAAAAAUUAGAAAGAGAGCAAGAGGCAAGUGACGACAGAAAUUCAGAGCAAAUAGAAGUGAAGGAUGAAGAAGAAAGUUCGGAUGAUCCUAAGCAAAAGGAAAAAGAGGACGGUCAAGCCGUGGAGCUUGCAGCUUGUGAAUGCACCGCCCGACCCUGGGCUGGUGACUCUUCAGUGGUGGUUGCAGAAGUGGGAGCAAGAUGUCGGUGCGGCUGCGUAUUGCACCUAGCACCCGCUGCAAGAUUGUUAGCUGGUUCUGCGAGGGCUUGUCCGGCUAGAUCCUUCUGGUUACUUCAGGCUGAGGAAGGCUUAGUGGUCAGGCUGCGUUUCGAGGCAGUCCGGCUGCCUUGUGCCGGUCAAGCGCUGAGAGCCAGGGACGGAGAUUCCUUAGGAUCACCGCUUUUAGCUUCUUGGGAUGGACCUGACAGUACUGCUUCGACAGGUGACGUGGAAACUACGACCGAUGGUACGGGUGUGAUCGAAAUAGCUGGCGGGCGGCACAUCCUUGUGGAGCUGAAGUCGGCGGACACUAGUGAACGCUGUACUGGCGGCUUCUUGGCCCACGCCUACCAAAUUGAGCCGAUCCGCAACGCGUCAGCCGCUUGGGCAUCAGUGGGCGGCGGGGCGUGGUGGCGCGGGGGCGGGGGAGCGCGGGCUGCGGCCGGCGCGCUGGCAGCGCUUGCAGCGCUCGCCGCGCUGGGUCUCGCGCUGCAUUCAGCACACCGCACCAGGGCGUACCAACGUGCCGCCGACAAGGAGUCGCUUACUGACAGUGAUGCUUGCUCGGCGUCGCUGGAGCUGGGCGUCACUGCGGCAGCGUCGCGCAGCACGCUGCUGUCGGACGGGGUGGGCAGCGUGGCGCUGCGCCGCCUGCGGCCCACCGCACGACACUCUAGGCUGCGGGAACCGGACCCCACCACGAACAGGGAUGAAGAAGACCAGGGUACAGACGUGGAAGUUGAACCAGGGGACACCAUAAGCGUUGCGAGCGCUGAAAGCGUCGCUAGCCAAGCUACCAUUACUCCAGAAACUGUGUCGUCGAGCAGCGCCCCAGUUGGCUCCAAAAGCAUUACAUCAUCACCGCUGCGAAGGUCACACACCGUCUCCACCUCACAUGUUAGCUCUUCUCAAGCAACGUCACCACCUCAACCAUCAGCAAGUAAGGCGGAGACAAUUGAGAUGAACACUAGCAACACUAGCGUGAGUGAAAGAGGAGAUAGUAUGGGGGAAAAAGACAGAGACAGUGCGUGGGAGAAGGACAGAAGCGAAAGUAGGGCUUCGUCUUCAACUUCAGCUGCAACGCUAACUAACGGUUGGUACUCUCCCGCUCUGAGCGGUGUGUCAUCAGCCAGAAUUCGUGACAACCCUAAAUAUACCAAAGAAACUUGCAAUCGUAAACUAUUGAAGUCAGACCUUAGUCUCACUUCCCACCCUGAAAUGGAGAUAGAUUAUUAUGACUACGAAGUUAAUAACGCCGGUUCUGUUCCUGGUUCGUAUUUAGGGAUGGAUCCGGCUUUUUUAGUCUGGAUACCGCCUAUUGAGGAUGGUGAUAUCAUAAAGGAGAUUGAUGAAAACAAAUCGCUUAAAUAUGAGGAGGUUAUCCCAAAGGAGCUACGUCCAGAUCCAGGCAGCAAUACCGAGUCACCUGAAGACCGACCACCGUCUAGCACUUUGCGAAGAAAUGCAGACAAUCGCACAAACAGAUCUAAUGAGUCCAUUAAAUCUAUGAGGAAAGUCAUGGACAGAGGUAACAUUAUACAUCCGCUUAACUUCAGCAUUAGCGACUUGCAACACUCGCCAAGAGUGACAAAGAAAAACAAAAGGAAAAGGGAAGAGAAUCCCGUGUCAAUACCGAUGAAAGACCUAACACUAAACAUGUCACCAGUUAGAGUGCAUAGAAGCGAAACAAAAAACGAUUACGAUAAUUCAUCGACACUAAAACGAGUUAAUGACACGUCCAGAGAAACUAAAGAUGAUACACUGAAAAGAACGGAUGCUGUUGAUUUGAGAUUCGCUGAUGAAAAUUCCGAUUCAUCUAAUGACAUAAAAUUCGCAGACGACUCACCAGAUAGCAAUAGACUAGUUGAUAGGUACGAAGUUAUAGCAUAA
Messenger RNA from Parnassius apollo (apollo), 3288 nucleotides. NCBI's taxonomy places the organism in Eukaryota, Metazoa, Arthropoda, Insecta, Lepidoptera, Papilionidae. The record is from the annotation of a GenBank genome assembly.